AGUAGACAAUGUUGGUUCAGUCUACAAAAUUCCAAGUCAACUUUAGUUUACUGAUAGAAACGACAAAUAAACAUUAUCUUAAUAAAUAGAAAAAUAUAUGUUAAUAUAAUCCUGGUACGUGAACUGGAAAGAAGCGGAUUAUGGGGCAAAGCUUGUCGGAACCGGUGACCACCAAGGAUACGGCACGUUCCAUGAAUGCCUCGUUCCUCGUGGGUAGUAGUUGCAUGCAGGGCUGGCGCGUCGAAAUGGAGGAUUCACACACUCAUAUUCUAUCGCUGCCCGAUGAUCAUGGCACCGCCUUCUUUGGGGUCUAUGAUGGACACGGUGGUGCAGCGGUGGCAAAGUUUGCUGGCAAGCACUUGCACAAGUUCAUCACAAAGCGGCCCGAAUACUUUUGUGGUAGCGUGGAGCUGGCCUUGAAACGGGCCUUUCUCGACUUCGAUAGUGAGAUGGAGCACAACGGCACCUGGAGCGAAAAGAUGGCCGGCUCCACGGCCAUUGUGGUCCUGAUCAAGGAGCAGCAACUCUUUUCCGCCAAUGCGGGAGACUCUCGAGCCAUUGCCUGCAUUGGGGGCAUAGUACGAGCCCUCUCCUUUGACCACAAGCCCAGCAAUGAGUCUGAAGUGCGGCGUAUUAUUGCCGCUGGCGGUUAUGUGGAGCACAAUCGCGUCAAUGGCAAUCUGGCGCUGUCACGUGCCCUGGGCGAUUUCAUGUAUAAACGCAACCAGAAUAAGAAGCCGGAGGAGCAAAUUGUUACCGCCGAUCCGGAUGUUCAGGUGUGUGACAUUACUGAGAAUUGGGAGUUUGUGCUGCUGGCCUGCGAUGGCAUCUGGGAUGUGAUGAGCAGCAACCAGGUGAUGGAGUUUGUGCGCGAACGCAUCGCAGCCGGGAUACAGCCGGAUCUGAUCUGUGAGCAUCUGAUGACCUACUGCUUGGCGCCCGAUGCCUACAACUAUGGUCUUGGCGGCGACAAUAUGACCGUCAUACUCGUCUGCCUGCUGCACAAUAAACCCUACGAGGACCUCAUCGUACGCUGUGGCGGCUCUAAGAGAUCAUCCCUUGAAUCCGGUGUGGGCGAUGUUGUUGGCCCAAAUCUUAAGUAUCAACUGUCGAAAAGCGCGUCCAGCUGCCGCAAAAUGGAGAACGCCUGAAGGCCGAAACUGGUAUUCCUUGUAUUCGUUUCGAAUUUAUUUUUCCAUUUAUCUUUUGGCUUAAUUUUGUAAAAAAAUGCAAUAAAAUAAAAUUACCUGCAUAUACUCACAUAGAAAAAA
Molecule: messenger RNA, 1271 nt
Organism: Drosophila grimshawi
Lineage: Eukaryota; Metazoa; Arthropoda; Insecta; Diptera; Drosophilidae
Gene: Ppm1
Product: probable protein phosphatase 2C T23F11.1
Exons: 2
Coding region: 141-1151 (336 amino acids)
Biological process (GO): protein dephosphorylation
Molecular function (GO): protein serine/threonine phosphatase activity; cation binding
Source: RefSeq, a predicted model, not a curated record